AUGACCGUGGCGGUAUGCAAUGCAGGAUACAUGGUUUCCAAGGGUAUAUAUAUACGCCGUUGGUAUGCAGGAACAAGUCAUACACAAACACAACAGUCCAUCACUCCGUUCGCUUUCCUCUAUAUUACCAUCGAGGAAGCCGCUCCAACAUAUCAAUCGCUCAAGAGUCACACACAUACUUUUCCACCGCCAACAUGAUUUUCACACGCAUCAUCUCCCUCGUCCUCCGCACCGCCCAAUGGGUCUUCGCCGUUAUUGUCCUCGGCCUAACCGCAUACUUCAUCUCGCAAAACCAAGAUGAGAAGAAGGGUCGCCGCUGGCGAUGGGAUGACUGGGACGAGCCUAUGGGUCGUUUGAUCUUCGCUAUUGUCUGGUCUUCUCUCUCCGUCAUCUUCGCCAUUGUCUGGUCCAUCCCCACCACCACUAGCAUCACGGGUUUCGUUUCCGACAUAGUCUUCACAGGCGGCUGGGCAGCAGUCUUUGGCCUCCUCGUCAUGUACUACAACGACACCGACUGCGGUGAUGAGUGGGACUGGGGCCGUAUGUCUUUCAGCCGCAGGAACUCUUGCGGACAGUGGCGGGCGGCUCAGGCAUUUGCAUUUUUGAGCAUGAUUGUGUGGCUGGCUACUGCUGUGUUGGGUGCCUUUACCACGAUGCGCCUCAAACGCCGUGCUAGGGCAGCUGCUGUUAAGAACACCAAUGCUUAAAUGAUGCAUGAGUGUAAGGCGAGGAUGAGGGUUGCAAGGUGGGGGUUUGAUGAUGACGGGGUUGCGGUUUGCGCGAUAGGCUGCACGUCAUCAUGUGCUUGGAUGUUUUGGCAACGACUGGGAUGAUAACAGAACGUAUUUUGUCAUGACUUGCAAGCGGGCGUUUAUGCGGACGGGAAUGAAUAUAGUAUGAUAAUGUCACUCCUUCAUGAUCUA
Messenger RNA from Pyrenophora tritici-repentis Pt-1C-BFP, 923 nucleotides. RefSeq lists its product as uncharacterized. Gene Ontology annotation, cellular component: membrane. NCBI's taxonomy places the organism in Eukaryota, Fungi, Ascomycota, Dothideomycetes, Pleosporales, Pleosporaceae. The record is from RefSeq and is a predicted model, not a curated record.